This is a messenger RNA of Contarinia nasturtii (swede midge), 5413 nucleotides long. RefSeq names its product neuralized-like protein 4 (gene Neurl4). The coding region runs from base 205 to 5367 and encodes 1720 amino acids. The transcript has 14 exons. Lineage: Eukaryota; Metazoa; Arthropoda; Insecta; Diptera; Cecidomyiidae. Gene Ontology annotation, molecular function: ubiquitin protein ligase activity. The record is from RefSeq and is a predicted model, not a curated record.
UUGUUAUUCUACUUGUGUAUUUUAUUUGUUCUUUUAGCUAAAACAUAAAUAAAUUACACAUUGGAUCAAAUAAAAUAGAAACAGAGAGUUUAAUACUCGUCUGUUAGUUUUUGUUGACAAGAGCAUUGUAAAAUUUGAUUCAAUCGUUUUGCAUAACGCAACAACAAAUGCAAUUGAUGGAAAUUAUAGAAGGCUCUUUUUAAAAUGUCUUUUCACCGACGAUGCGGCAGUCGGAUUCAAUUAUCAAACUCAAAUCGCACGGCAAGACGAAAUAUUAAUGAUUUCAAUCAUGGAAUUGUCAUAAGCUCCGAACCUAUGCUGGAUGGUGUAUGGUUUCAAGUGCGCAUCGAUGAAAAGACACAAGCAUGGAAUGGAACAAUGGAGAUUGGAGUUACAUGCAUGAAUCCAGAGACAGCCGAUUUUCCAUCAUGUGCACAAAAAUUGUCCAAUGGCACUUGGAUUUGGUCUGGCGCUGAUAUUCUAAAAGAUGGACAAUGUAUUCUUGAGAUGUAUGGCGGUAGUCUGGAUGUGUUGAAUGAAGGUGAUCGUAUCGCUAUAAUGCGAACGGUACAAGGAGAGCUGGUGUUUUCAGUGAAUGGUGAAUCGAAAGGAAUCGCAGCGGUUGGAAUUGCAAAACCAGUUUGGGCUGUUGUUAGUUUAUAUGGAAAAUGUACACAAGUAUCAAUUUGUCUUGAUGAAACGAAUUCAAGUUGUGCAACAUCCACUGCUGCAGCAGCCGUUACACUGUCAUCCGCAAACUAUGAUAUUGAAAAUUUCAUACCAAAUUACCAAGAGACAAUUUCCACAACGAGUACUCUUACAUUAAAUAGUCUAAUUGGAGAACGACGAAACGAUGACUACUUAUUGAGUGGUCGAUCAAAUGGAAUUGGUUUGCUUGAUAAUGAUCGCUUGCAUUUUCACAUUCGGUGCGGUUCGCUGGUUCAUUUAACUGCAAAUAAUCGAACAGCGGAACGACGACGAGAAUUGGAUGAAUUCAAUAACGGUGUUGUGAUGACGCAUCGGCCAUUGAGAGACAAUGAAUUAUUUGAAAUUCGUAUUGAUAAACUGGUUGAUAAAUGGUCGGGUUCAAUUGAGGUCGGCGUAACGACUCAUAAUCCAAAUCAAUUACACUUUCCGGCAACAAUGACGAAUAUGCGCAGUGGAACGAUUAUGAUGUCUGGCUGUGGUAUUUUAACAAAUGGCAAAGGCACACGACGUGAAUAUGGUGAAUUUAAUUUGGAUGAAUUAAGAGAAGGCGACCGAGUCGGAAUGAUGCGAAAAUCAAAUGGAAAUCUACAUUACUAUAUAAAUGGGCAAGAUCAAGGUGUGGCAGCAAAGCAAGUGGCACAAACAUUAUGGGGUGUUAUCGAUUUAUACGGCAUGACCAUUAAAGUAACCAUUGUCGAUCGUGAUGAACGUGAACAACAAAAUUUAAUCACCAGACGAAAUAACAUUAUAUCAAUGCAAAUGCAAACAUGUGUUGAAGAUAUGCCAGUAUACAGUCCUGAUGUCGAUUCAGUACAUAAUGGCGAACGUUUGACUUUUCAUCCAGUUUGUGGAUCUCAUGCUACUGUCACACAAAGUGGUCGCACAGCAUUAAGACCGAGUGCAUCGGACGAUUUUAACAAUGGCGUUGUUCUAACACGAAGACCAUUGCGAUCGAAUGAAUUGUUUCAAGUUCGUCUUGAGCGUGUUGUAUCAAAGUGGGCUGGAUCGAUUGAAAUUGGUAUAACCACGCAUAAUCCAACAGAGCUUGAUUUUCCAUUUACAAUGACCAAUGUUCGAACCGGAACUUGGAUGAUGACCGGCAAUGGUGUUAUGCAUAAUGGGAUCACAGUUAAGGAACAAUAUGGUCAUAGUUUGGAUCGACUUCAGGCGGGCGAUCGAGUUGGUGUUAUGCGAAAAGAAGAUGGAACACUUCAUUUUUGGGUCAAUGGCGUCGAUCAAGGGCCUGCAGCAAUAAAUGUACCCGAGAAAGUAUACGGUGUUGUCGAUUUGUAUGGGCAAGCAGCGCAAGCGAGUAUUGUUGAUGAUAAUGUCGAAACGAUUAUAAGUCCAGAGGCUGGUAACUCGACCUUUUCAAAUACCACAUUAAAUGGAGGAACGUGCAAUGAACAAAAGUUACGAUUUCAUGUGUGCCACGGUCCAAAUGCAAGAAUUUCCAAUGGAGGUUUAACAGCCAGUCGACCAAAAGCAUUGGCUGAAUUUAAUGGUUCAAUUGUGUUUAGUAAUCGACCACUGCGACAGCGUGAACUAUUUGAAGUUGUACUUGAAACUAUGAUCGAUCACUGGAAUGGUAGCAUUGAAAUUGGUGUAACAGGAAUACGACCAGAUGAAAUUUCAUUUACCAGUGCCACAGAUUUAGAACAAGAUACAAUCAUGGUGAGCGGUCAAACGUUGAUUCAUAAUGGUCGAACUGUUCGAAAUGAUAUGCCUUUCAAUCUCGAUAAUUUAACGUCCGGUUCGAAAGUUGGUAUAAUGCGUAAUGGUGAUGCAAUUCAUUUUUUCAUCAAUGGAAUUGAUCAAGGUCAUGCAUAUGAUUGUCACAUUCAAAAUAUGUAUGCGGUUAUCGAUUUGUAUGGGCAAUGUGCACAAGUGAGCAUUAUCGGUUCGAUGCAUUCAAGUACUCGGGCACCAUAUGCGAUUAGCGAAAAUUCACAAAGUGUUCAAGCGGCAUCAGUGAUUGCACCACUUACUGAAGUUAAACACAGAUGGUCGUGCAUAUCGGGAAGUGUGAGUUUAUUUCAAAAUUGGACAUUGGCUAAUCGUUGUACGAGUAAUCAACCGGCAUUGACACGAUGCCUUGUAUUUUCUGAACAUUUUUUGGUUGUUGGUGAACCAUUUGAAAUUAAAAUCACUGAAUACAAUGCAAUGUUGGCGGGUUGCUUGAAAAUCGGCGUGACUGAUCUCAAUUUAUCCGAUGAACAUGUACGCAAAAAUCUUCCGAUCUCAAUGAAACGCAUUCCAUCGAAUGUUUGGUAUGUGAGCGGCAAUGAAAUUCGUUAUAAUACAAUGCUAUUGAAACGUUCAAUGGCCUCGCUCGAAUGGUUACGCAUUGGCGAUCGCAUCACAUUGGAAUUGACGUCAGCCCGAACAUUACGUGUUUUGUUGAAUUCCGAAGAUAUGAACAUCACAUUUUCAAAUGUAUCACCAGAUGUAUAUGCAGUUGUUGAGCUACAAGGUCCGGUUAUGGCAAUUCAAAUAAUAUCAAUGCAAGUUCCUAUGUCACCGCUACGUCCAUGCACUUUACGACUUCAAGAUUCGCUCGAUUUGGGAUUGGAUCCAUUGAAGAACCAAGAAUCAUCGAUGUUGGAAUCAAUUGAUUCGGAAACGCCAUUCUUUGAAUUUUCUGAUCUGCAUGGCAGAAAUGUUCAACUACUCGAAGAUCGUCGCGUUGCUCAACGCAUACAAUCAUACAAUCAAGCAAUUGUUUGCAUUGCCAAACCAUUAUGUAAAGGUCAUAGCAUAAGUAUUAAAAUUGAGAAAAUCAACACAAAGUGGAAAGGAACAUUAAUUCUGGGUGCGGUGAGCAGUUAUUUGAAUGGCAUGCACCUACCAUCGUCGGCAAUUUUAUUACGUAGACCUUGUUGGAUUAUCACACACGAUUACAUCAAUUGUAAUGGCAAUAAAAUUCUAUCCAAACUGGGUGAAUCGCUUUUAAAAAUCCAAAAAGAUACAAUUAUUACAUUGACACUAACGCAUUCCGGCUCACUUACCUUGACCAUUAUUAAUAAUACGCAACCAGAGCGUAAAGGAAGUUCCAAUGAGAAUCCAUCAACUGCAUCAGAAAAAUUUGUUGAAGAAAUUGCCACUGGUCUUCCGCAACAUGUAUAUCCAAUAUUCGAUUUGUACGGUAAAUGUGAACGGAUCUCAUUACUUUAUCCGGAUAUUCGAAAUGGUAGCCCUAUUAAUGAGGAGGUUUGCACUUCAUUGGUAAACAACGAAACCGAUCGAAAUGUACCACAGCUGGAAAAGGCCGAUUUGGAAGUUCAUGAAAAAGAAAUAGAUCGUUUGCAACCAUCAAUUGAAGGCGAUGGAUGCAAUCAAGCCACCGUUGGCGCUGCUGGUAUUAUGAGCCGAUCAGUCGCUGAAAGUGUGUCGGAGAAUCUUCUUCACAAUUUAUCGAUAAAGAAUAAAACAGCAGAGAUAAGAAACGAACAAGGUGAAUCUAGUUCAUCAUGUUUCAUACGUGAUUCAUUGCUAUUGCAACACUCAACCAAUUUGAAUAUUCAACGAAGUCAGAGUAUAAAUCGGAUACAAAAUACAAAUAGUGGAACGGAAGAUCUUUACCCAGUCACCGAUAAUGCUCCACCCAUUUAUGAUGAUAAUAAUAUUGGUGCAUUAGCCUCUGCUUCGGCUUCAGCCAGCGACUCAAAUUAUAUAGAGAACUCCAAUUUUUAUCAUGAAGACACCAAUUGGUCAUCAACAUCAAAUCGACAACAGAGUCUUGUGCCAUCAACAUCAUUCAAAGAUCCAAACUACAAUCAAGUUACUAUAGUGAACGACAAUGAAUACAAUCAAAAUACUGGAGCAGAUAAUCACAAUCCAUCAACCGGAGUCGCUUUGGCCAGUACAAAUCCAGCGGCAAAUUCUCAUUUGAAUAAUGAAAACAAUGUCAGUCAAGUUUUUUCACCAAAUAUUCUUGAAAACGAUCAUCCCAGAGAUAGUAAUAUAGCGAGUGAACCAGAUCGAACAACGGAAACGCAAACCAGAAACAUUGCCAACGAAUAUGAAUCGGUUCAAAGUGUUGAAAACAAUGACUGUGAAUACCUUAAAUUAGUCAUGUCAUUUAAACGAACACUUGUUUUACCCGAUGUAUUCUUUUCGUAUGAUAUGGCUGUAUGCCAUUGUGCAUCCUGUAUGUCGAAUGGGAAAAAUCUGCUUGACGGGUGGGUACGAUUCAAAUUGAGUCAUAUAGUCACGAAUGUCGGUGGUUCAUCAUCAUCGUCUGAACCAGUCGAUUGUAACAACAGUGAUUGGACAACCGCUUAUUACAUGAGUCGUGUGGAUAAGAUUCGAGCAAUUUUGGAUCAUGGUCAAAUAGAACAAUGCGAAUAUGUGAAUGGGAAUCAGAAAGAUGAUUCAUAUCCAACGCUGUUACUGUUAUUUUCGACUCCAAACUCUCAGCAACAUACAUCAUCGGCUUUUGUUCAUCGCACUGGUUCGUUGGCAUAUCGUAUAGAGACAGCGUUUGAAGUGCGUGUCCGUACACAGGCUGUAUGUGUAGCCGAUACAAGCAUUACUGUAAAUGAUAAUGAACCAAUGGCAUCGAAUAGUCAGCCAGUUUCUGUUUGGACCACCAAAGAAGCGGGAGCUUGUGUUUUAUCGGCACUACUCCUCAAAUUAACUCAAGAAAAAACAGCAUAGAAAGCGAAAAUGUUCCCAAAAAUAUAAGUCCCAAAGAGACCAUCAA